AACUACUAAUCCACCUUGCUCACCCCACUGUUUCCAAACACGGUAGCAAACGGAAUUAGUAAAGAAACCUGCUAUAGAUUUCCCACAGCACAUUAAAACAUGAGUGCAGCAUCUAUACUCUUUUGUUCGUGGCUGGCCAGAGUUUUCGUGAUCUGUGCAAGCAUAAGCUUCGUAAAUUUGCAUUGCUUCAGUGGAGAAAAAGACAGUUCUCUUCAACUAUAUGGAGCCGAUACCAAUGUGACCAAAGGCAGAUGGCGCCGGUCUCCCAGCAACCCACCACAGCCCGUCGAUUGUACGCUUUCCAGCUGGUCAUCAUGGAGCGCUUGCGAUCCUUGCCAGAGGAAAAGGUACAGAUUUGUCCAUGUGGAACGGCCUUCUCAGUUUGGCGGUGACCCGUGUGAUUACUCUGACAAAGAAACUGAAGAGUGCAUUACAAACAGACCUUGCAGGAAUACAGUUAGAUGUGAAGGCUUUGUGUGUGCCACAGGGAGAUGCAUUAAUCGGAGGCUGCUUUGCAAUGGAGAUGAUGACUGUGGGGAUCAGUCAGAUGAAAGAAAUUGUAAGAAAGUAUAUAAAAAGUGCAACCAGGAGAUGGAACAAUAUUGGGGAAUACAAAUGCUAGCAAGUGGAUUAAAUAUUUUCACAAACAACCUGGAAGGAUUGGUUUUAGACUAUAAAUACUACGCUGGAGCGUGUUCUCCCCAGUAUAUCGGAGACACCAAUUUCAGAAAACCAUACAAUGUAGAAAGCUAUUUGGCAGAGACCAAAGGCAAAUAUGAAUUUGCAUUGACUGAAUAUGAAUCUUAUUCAAGUUUUGAAGAGAAUGUCUCCAAGGCAAAAGCGAAACAACAAAGCUUCAGCAUUGGCAUAAAAAUACCAGGCAAAUUCGAAUUUAGUUACAGUAAUGAUGACAAGAGGUACCAGAAGUACAUUCAGAGGACAAAACGAUUUUCUUCAACGUCUACAAAAUUUAUCCAUGCCCGUUCCGAAUUGGAAGUUGCCCAAUAUAAACUGAAGAGUCGGAAUUUAAUGCUCCACCAUGAGUUCUUCCAGAGACUUCUUCGCUUGCCUUUAGAGUACAGCUAUGGGGAAUAUCGAGAACUCUACAGAGACUACGGAACACAUUACAUUACUGAAGCUACCCUUGGUGGAAUUUAUGAAUAUACAUUGAUCUUGAAUAAUGAGCAGCUUCAAAGAGCAGGCUACUCUUUAAGCGAUGUCCGGUCUUGUACAAAUCACGGAGUCAAAGUUGGUGCAAAUAUUUAUGGCGUUUAUCUAUCGGCUGGAAUAUCAAUUGCAGGUUGUGAUGCCAUUUUAAAAGAAAUUGGAGAUAACACAGCAGAAAAGAAAUUUGUGGAGGACUUUGUCGCCCUUGUUCGUGGAGGUGCAAGCGAACAUGUAACAACACUUGCUUACAAAGACCUGCCCACUGCAGAACUGAUGCAAGAGUGGGGAGAUGCUGUUCAGUACAACCCUGAAAUCAUCCGGAUGAAGGUGGAGCCGCUGUAUGAAUUAGCAACUGCCACCACCUUUGCAAAUGCAAACACUCUGAAACAAAACUUGAGGCGUGCCCUGGAAGAGUUCCAACAGGAAACGAGUAGCUGUCACUGCACUCAGUGCCAGGGCAAUGGAAACGCUUUCUUGAAAGGGACUCGCUGUGAGUGCAUAUGCCCCCUGGGACAUCAGGGUCUUGCCUGUGAAAACACACUAAGGACAGAUGUUGCUAUAGAUGGGAACUGGAGCUGUUGGUCUAGCUGGUCUGCAGGUUCUGGAGGACAACGGACAAGAAGGCGGGAAUGUAACAACCCAGCAGUGCAAAAUGGUGGCAAGCCAUGCAUGGGGCCAAACACUGAAACUGCUUAGUGAAAUAGUUGAGAAGUUACUUGGAAGAGCAAUAGAAGGGCCCUAAAAGUGUUUUCUAUUUUCCACUAGUAUUAAUUCCAGUUUUUUACAUUAUUAUUGUUAAUUAGGUAGACACUUUAAAUGGCUGUGGUCUAAUAUAGAAAUUCCCUUCAGGCAUGGAGACUCUGACAAAAGUAUUGAUCUAUGUUUUCCCAUUCAGUUCAAUGGAUAGAGGGAAUCACAUGGCAUGAGCAGUGUUGAUGGUCCCCUUUUGCAGGACUUUUCUUUACACUUCUGAAUGAAUACAUAUGACCUUUGGAACCAGAAUAUAAAUCAUAUGGAAAAUAUAAUUAAUAGAUACAUGUUCAGAACAUGCAGCAAAUAUAUAUUUUUAAUAUCUGCCACUGUGUUUUUUUUCAUUUUGCAUAUAUACAAAAAGUCAUCAUCUGUUACUCUGACAUCAAGAAAUUCACACCUUUUUCUUUAUUUGGCUGAACUUCAAUAAACUAUUUCCCAUGAAUGCCUAAAAAUACACUUUUUUCUAAUAGUCACUGGAGGGUGCUUCAUCCUGCUGAGAUAAAUGAAAGCUUUAAAUCUCAAUCACAGCAGCCUCGUCAAAUGUGAAACUUGAAUCCAAUGUGGUGGCAAUAGACUCAGUUUCCCAUUUAUUGCAUUGAACAUAAAUUGUUUAACCAAUUAGAUAUUGCCUUAAAGGGAGAAAAGUGAAUUGUGAAGUGCUCUCAAAUACCCCUGUGACACCCAAUAAUUUCAAAACUGUGUUAUAAUGAUAUGCUUAUUCAUUGGAUGAUUUCCCCCUGUAGAUUACCCUGUAUAAGAAAGACCUUCGCAAGCAACCUGGAACUGAAUGUAAAAAAUGAAAUGAAAUAAAUUAAAAUUCAUAAAGCUUAUGGGCAAAAACACUUGAUACACACAAAUAAAGAUUAACCAUUAUGGUGUA
Molecule: messenger RNA, 2800 nt
Organism: Lacerta agilis (Sand lizard)
Lineage: Eukaryota; Metazoa; Chordata; Lepidosauria; Squamata; Lacertidae
Gene: C8B
Product: complement C8 beta chain
Exons: 12
Coding region: 100-1863 (587 amino acids)
Biological process (GO): immune response
Cellular component (GO): membrane attack complex
Molecular function (GO): protein binding
Source: RefSeq, a predicted model, not a curated record